Emys orbicularis (European pond turtle) is the source of this 1335-nucleotide messenger RNA. RefSeq names its product NFKB inhibitor delta (gene NFKBID). Gene Ontology annotation, cellular component: nucleus. Gene Ontology annotation, molecular function: protein binding. Gene Ontology annotation, biological process: regulation of gene expression. Lineage: Eukaryota; Metazoa; Chordata; Testudines; Emydidae. The record is from RefSeq and is a predicted model, not a curated record.
AUGUGGCUAGCUCUCAGGUCCCAACAGAUGCCAUUGACCCUUCCCAGACAGAUGAGUGCCCGGAGCCCAUGGGGCUGGGAAGGGGAUCUGUGGGGGAAUCUGCCCCGCCCCCCCCUGGCUCCCUACCCACCUUGGCAGGUCGAUUCCUCAUGCCAUGCGGCCUUCCCCGACUGCCACUAUCACUGCUCGGCCGCGGCCAGCAGCUACCAGCCCCCAGGACCCACGUACGAUGCAACAGACUCCUAUGCCCCCGUGGGGACCGGGGUGUUUGGAGCAGGGGAUCCCUACAGCACCAUGAUGGCAGCCACGGGGGACUUGGAGGUCCCUGUGUCAGCCCCCUCACUGACUUCAACUCCACAGGCAUCCACUGCCCCCUGGAUGCAGCCUGCCCGGAGCACCCCCUAUUCUGACCCCCUAGAGCUGGGCAGCUUCGGGGACCCGGUUGGGGUGCUGGAUCCCAGGGAGCUGGCUAUGGCCCGAGCUGAGAUCCGGAGCAUGGACCCGGCGCGGCUGCUGCAUCAGGAUGAAGAUGGGGACACGAUCCUACACCUGCUGGCUGCCCGGGGGCUGCGUCACUUUGCCCAGGCGGCCGCCGAGGCCUUCAAGGAGUGCGGGCGGCUGGAGAUCAAGGAGCACAAGGGCAAGACCCCGCUGCUGGUGGCUGCCACGGCCAACCAGGCCGAGCUGGUGCGGGACCUGCUGGCGCUGGGAGCUGAUGCCAAUGCCGCUGACCACAAGGGGCAGACGCUGCUGCACCUGGCAGCCACCUAUGGGUUCCCCAACGUCCUCAUGGCUGUGAUGGCAUCUGGGGUCCUUGUCAACGUGGAGGCCAGGAACUUUGAAGGGCAGACCCCUCUGCACUGUGCGGUGAUCUCCCACAACAAGGCCUUGCGGGCGCUGGGCGUCGGGACCCCGACCCCAGAGCGGCUGCAGGAGAUGUUGGCCUGCAUCCAGGCCCUGCUGCACAUGGGGGCAGAUCACACCAGCCAGGACAUAAAGAGCAGCAAGACGGUUCUGCACCUGGCCGUGCAGGAUGGGAACCUGUCACUGGUUCAGUUCUUCCUGCAGCUGCCCGGGCCCCGGCAAUUCAUCAACAUGAAGGCCCACGGGAACACGGCUCUGCACAUGGCCGCAGCCCUGCCGAGCCCCCCCUGCCAGGAGAGCCUCGUGCGGCUGCUACUGAGCCAGGGAGCUGACCCCAGCGCUCGCAACCUGGAGAAUGAGCAGCCGGCCCAUCUGCUGCCCCCCGGGCCCGGGGGAGACCAGCUGCGCCUCUUGUUGAAGAGCCGGCGUCCACUCCCUGGCGCUGCCCGCCGUCCCGCCCAGCCCCCCUAG